Molecule: messenger RNA, 1378 nt
Organism: Impatiens glandulifera
Lineage: Eukaryota; Viridiplantae; Streptophyta; Magnoliopsida; Ericales; Balsaminaceae
Product: cinnamoyl-CoA reductase 1
Exons: 5
Coding region: 104-1111 (335 amino acids)
Molecular function (GO): oxidoreductase activity, acting on the CH-OH group of donors, NAD or NADP as acceptor
Source: RefSeq, a predicted model, not a curated record
ACUACAUCCUCUCACUAAAGCACAUUUCACACUUCUCUCUCUUUCUUUCAAUCCAAUUUCUACAUCUAUAACCGCAAUCCAAACAAAUCUCUCCGGCGACAUCAUGCCAUCUCAUUCAGGCGAAACCGUAUGUGUCACCGGCGCCGGAGGUUUCAUCGCUUCUUGGCUCGUCAAAUCACUUCUCGAAAAAGGUUACACCGUAAGAGGCACCGUGAGAAAUCCAGAUGAUCCUAAGAAUUUCCAUUUGAGAGAGCUGGAAGGUGCUAGUGAAAGGCUGAUUCUAUGUAGAGCCGAUCUUCUCGAUUAUCAGAGUUUACACUCGGCGAUUAGCGGCUGCGACGGAGUUUUCCAUACCGCGUCUCCUGUAACUGACGAUCCUGAGGAAAUGGUUGAGCCAGCAGUGAAUGGGACGAAGAAUAUAAUCAUUGCAGCAGAUGAAGCAAAAGUUAGGCGGGUUGUGUUCACAUCAUCUAUUGGAGCUGUUACAAUGGAUCCUAAUCGGGCACCUGAUGCAGUUGUUGAUGAGAGUUGUUGGAGUGAUCUGGAAUUCUGCAAAUUGACCAAGAAUUGGUAUUGCUAUGGAAAGGCAGUGGCAGAGCAAGCAGCGUGGGAUGAGGCAAGGGAAAGAGGAGUAGACUUAGUGGUUAUAAACCCUGUUCUUGUUCUUGGUGCAUUAUUGCAACCAACUCCAAAUGCUAGUAUCAUCCAUAUCCUCAAGUACCUAACUGGCUCAACCAAGACUUAUGCAAACUCGGUCCAGGCUUAUGUGGAUGUUAAAGAUGUGGCAUUGGCACACAUUCUCGUCUACGAAUCUCCUUCUGCUUCAGGACGUUAUCUAUGUGCAGAGAGUGUUCUUCACCGUGGAGAUGUGGUGGAUAUUUUGGCUAAGUUCUUCCCUGAGUAUCCUAUUCCUAACAAGUGCAAAGAUAAUGGGAAGCCUAGGGUGAAACCAUACAAGUUCUCGAACCAAAAGCUAAAAGACAUUGGCUUAGAGUUUACUUCGGUUAAACAAAGCUUGUAUGAGACCGUCAAAAGCCUACAAGACAAGGGCCAUCUCCCCUUGCCUACCCAGAAUCAGAACAACAACGACUCCAUUCGCAUCGCCUCUUGAUUGAAUAUGAUGUUAUUAGACAGUUUUCUUGAAUAAAAUGUUAUCAUGUCCUCAGUGUCAUGAGUUCAAGUCUACAUCCCGGACCAUUUUUGGGUCCUUUAAUAGCUAGUCUAUUAUUAUAUAUAUCAACGUGAGUGAUCGAUAUCAUAUGCUAUAUAACUAUGAUCUAGUUUCCGUUUGUUGUCUAUCAUGAAUAUCAAUGUAAUGAAUAUGUAUAAUUAUGGUAACUUUCUAUUUCAAAAUUUUCUAAUAUAAGAUAUUGCUCCA